AUGUGGAAGCAACUGGUUAAAACAAGAGAUAAAGUUAUGGCUAUGUGUGGAGGUGAAGAAAAUCUGAGGAAUCUUAUCAACUCAUGCCAUCAUAGUGGUAAACUGAGGCUUUCAGACCUAUACAAUGCUCUAUCCCCUGUUUCACAGGAAGUGCCGUGGUAUAAUUUGGUUUGGGGUGGACUCAAUGUUCCCAAACACUCUUUUAUAUGCUGGUUGGUCUUACAAGAUAGAAUCCUCACUCAAGAUAGGUUACUUAGAAGAGGGGUCAUUGAUUCAAAUAUCUGUCGCCUUUGCUCUGGAGUUGAGUGCGAGACCAGAAAGCACUUGUUCUUUGAAUGUGCUUAUUCUUGUGAAAUAUGGAAUAGAGUUAUGGAAUGGCUGGGGUUCAAUUGGAAGUCAUGUUACUGGAAUCAACUCAUUCAUUGGUUUACAGUCAGGUUAAGAGGAAGAGGGCUUAAGCAAAAAUUGAAGAGGCUGGCGUUAAUUGCAACUAUCUAUUAUAUCUGGCAAGAAAGAAAUGCAAGGAUUUUUAGACAGCAAUCCAGGAAUCCUGAUCAAAUGGUCAAGUUGAUUCAAACUGAAAUUUGGAUUAUAAUGCUCAACAAACCUGGAGUUAGCAGUGAUAUGGAUAGCUCAUUGUAG
Asparagus officinalis (garden asparagus) is the source of this 642-nucleotide messenger RNA. RefSeq lists its product as uncharacterized. The transcript has a single exon. Lineage: Eukaryota; Viridiplantae; Streptophyta; Magnoliopsida; Asparagales; Asparagaceae. The coding region runs from base 1 to 642 and encodes 213 amino acids. The record is from RefSeq and is a predicted model, not a curated record.